Molecule: messenger RNA, 3812 nt
Organism: Symphalangus syndactylus (siamang)
Lineage: Eukaryota; Metazoa; Chordata; Mammalia; Primates; Hylobatidae
Gene: AP1G1
Product: adaptor related protein complex 1 subunit gamma 1
Biological process (GO): intracellular protein transport; vesicle-mediated transport
Cellular component (GO): membrane coat; AP-1 adaptor complex; Golgi apparatus
Source: RefSeq, a predicted model, not a curated record
GGGGUCCGGUCCCAGGCUGUGGGUGCUGAGAAGAGAGGACAGAGAAGCUGGGCCAGGAGGGGCCGGGAACCCCAGGGGCUGCUCCGACUUCUGGAGGGCCGACCCCGAGGCCUCGGAGCGGGAGGUUCCGCGCGCCGCGGCGUUCCAUGUUGUGGCGUUGCCCCGCCGAGGAUGCCAGCCCCCAUCAGAUUGCGGGAGCUGAUCCGGACCAUCCGGACAGCCCGAACCCAAGCUGAAGAACGAGAAAUGAUCCAGAAAGAAUGUGCUGCAAUCCGGUCAUCUUUUAGAGAAGAAGACAAUACAUACCGAUGUCGGAAUGUGGCAAAAUUACUGUAUAUGCACAUGCUGGGCUACCCUGCUCACUUUGGACAGUUGGAGUGCCUCAAGCUUAUUGCCUCUCAAAAAUUUACAGACAAACGCAUUGGCUAUUUAGGGGCAAUGCUGCUGUUAGAUGAAAGACAAGAUGUCCAUCUUCUCAUGACCAACUGUAUCAAGAAUGAUCUUAAUCAUAGCACGCAAUUCGUACAGGGGUUAGCACUUUGUACCCUCGGCUGCAUGGGCUCCUCAGAGAUGUGCAGAGAUCUUGCAGGAGAGGUAGAGAAGCUCCUGAAAACCUCCAACUCUUACUUAAGAAAAAAGGCAGCACUGUGUGCUGUUCAUGUCAUCAGGAAAGUUCCUGAACUUAUGGAGAUGUUUUUACCAGCAACAAAAAAUUUAUUGAAUGAGAAGAACCAUGGUGUCCUCCACACAUCUGUAGUCCUCCUCACAGAAAUGUGUGAGCGAAGCCCAGACAUGCUUGCGCAUUUCAGAAAGCUUGUGCCCCAAUUAGUUCGUAUUUUAAAGAACCUCAUCAUGUCCGGAUAUUCACCAGAACAUGAUGUUUCUGGUAUCAGUGACCCCUUUUUGCAGGUACGAAUUUUGCGGUUAUUAAGAAUUUUAGGACGAAAUGAUGAUGAUUCAAGUGAAGCUAUGAAUGAUAUAUUAGCACAGGUUGCCACUAAUACUGAGACUAGUAAAAAUGUAGGAAAUGCUAUUCUUUAUGAAACGGUUUUGACUAUCAUGGAUAUUAAGUCAGAGAGUGGAUUGCGAGUCCUAGCCAUAAAUAUCCUGGGUCGUUUCUUAUUGAACAAUGACAAGAAUAUUAGAUAUGUGGCUCUGACAUCUUUGUUGAAGACUGUACAGACAGAUCAUAAUGCAGUACAGAGGCACAGAAGCACAAUUGUGGACUGUCUUAAAGAUUUGGAUGUCUCAAUAAAACGGCGUGCAAUGGAAUUGAGUUUUGCCCUGGUAAAUGGGAAUAAUAUCCGAGGCAUGAUGAAAGAAUUACUUUAUUUUCUGGAUUCGUGUGAGCCAGAAUUUAAAGCUGACUGUGCAUCUGGAAUCUUUCUUGCUGCAGAAAAGUAUGCACCUUCCAAACGAUGGCAUAUAGACACAAUUAUGCGUGUUUUGACAACGGCAGGAAGUUAUGUUCGUGAUGAUGCAGUCCCCAAUUUAAUCCAGUUAAUAACUAAUAGUGUGGAGAUGCAUGCCUAUACUGUCCAGCGCCUGUACAAAGCAAUUCUUGGUGAUUAUUCUCAACAACCUUUGGUACAAGUGGCUGCAUGGUGUAUAGGUGAAUAUGGUGAUCUUCUUGUAUCUGGCCAGUGUGACGAGGAAGAGCCUAUUCAGGUAACAGAGGAUGAAGUGUUGGAUAUUUUAGAAAGUGUCCUAAUCUCUAAUAUGUCCACCUCUGUGACACGAGGUUAUGCCCUCACUGCCAUUAUGAAGCUUUCUACUCGAUUCACUUGUACUGUAAACCGAAUUAAGAAAGUGGUUUCCAUCUAUGGAAGCAGCAUUGAUGUGGAACUCCAGCAGAGGGCAGUAGAAUAUAAUGCACUUUUCAAGAAAUAUGACCACAUGAGGUCUGCCCUACUUGAGAGAAUGCCUGUUAUGGAAAAAGUGACCACAAAUGGCCCUACUGAGAUUGUGCAGACAAAUGGAGAGACAGAACCAGCUCCACUAGAGACCAAACCGCCACCCUCUGGGCCACAGCCCACCAGCCAGGCCAAUGAUUUAUUGGAUUUGUUGGGAGGAAAUGACAUAACACCUGUUAUUCCAACUGCACCUACAAGCAAACCAUCUUCUGCUGGUGGAGAACUUCUUGAUUUGCUGGGAGACAUCAACCUUACAGGUGCUCCAGCUGCUGCUCCUGCCCCUGCCUCAGUCCCACAGAUAUCCCAGCCCCCCUUCUUGUUGGAUGGGCUUUCAUCACAGCCUCUCUUCAAUGAUAUUGCUGCAGGCAUCCCCUCCAUCACAGCAUACAGUAAGAAUGGCUUGAAGAUAGAAUUCACCUUUGAACGGUCAAAUACCAACCCCAGUGUAACAGUGAUAACGAUACAGGCCUCCAACAGCACAGAGCUAGAUAUGACGGACUUUGUUUUCCAAGCUGCAGUACCAAAGACAUUCCAGCUGCAGCUCUUGUCUCCUAGCAGCAGCAUUGUCCCAGCAUUUAACACGGGGACCAUCACACAAGUCAUUAAAGUUCUGAACCCUCAGAAGCAACAGCUGCGAAUGCGGAUCAAGCUUACAUAUAAUCACAAGGGCUCAGCAAUGCAAGAUCUAGCAGAGGUGAACAACUUUCCCCCUCAGUCCUGGCAAUGAGGGUUUGGCACCAUUCUCAUUCUUAUCCCACUCAAUCAAAGGAACUCUGGGAAGGAGGUUGUGAUUGCUGGCAAGUCCCCCCCAACUGUACCACGGGCAUGAGGAGCUGAAGAGAACUGCUGAGGAGGAUUUUCCUAAAGUUACUGCUGACCUUAAAGCAUUGUUAAAGACUAAUGUCCUCUCCUCCACUGUUGAGGCUGGCUGCUUCUGGAGGCUACUUUGCACUCUUCCUCUUCUCCUUUUUCCGCACUUCUCCACCCCUCCCACAUUUACAGCCAGAAUCAACAUUCCCUGGGCCCCUGAGGAAAUAAGCAGCUGGUCUGGAGGAGAGGACUGCAAUCCAUGGCGAAAAAACACUCACUUUGUCUCUGCAGCAAAGAGUUGCCCCUUCUUUCUACUGUUGUUUCUCUGUGGACUGGGCAAGGUGGGGUAUUUAUUCCUCACUAGCUGGGUUACCAUCUUCAGGCACUUUUAACAUCUGGCAUUCGGAAUGGAAACAUAAUAAUGGACAUUAGGGAGCCCUGCCUUUUUCUACUGGUUCCCCCAAUGUUUGAAAGAGGCAUUAGGCUCCUGGUAGCCUUUUCUGUGCAUUGCUGUAUACACACAGACACACACAUGUAUGUUUGUUAUCAAGAACUGGUCAGACCUUGCGAGUUUAUUUGUAAACACUGGACAGAUGGAGUUAAAAAGAGCUUUUGUUGAGAUUUGGCAUGAAGGAUAUGGUGCUCUAUUUGUAAUAGAAACUUCCAAGGCUCUUCCAGCUCCCCUUUUUCUCCAUUCUUUAGCUGUAGUCAUGAAUAGUCUCCAUGAUUUUCAAAAUUGAUUCCCUUUAAAAUGCAAAAUGGUCACCUUCUAAAAGAUACAUUCAUAGUUAUUAAUGACCCUAUUCCCACCACAAAUUUUAAAGUGCUCCUAAGCCCAUAACUUGCCUGUUUGAACUAUGGUAAUGGGUGGAAGAGGAGUUCACCAGUUUUAAAGAUCAGACUCUGUAUCAAAAGUACCUUUGCCCUUAGGAAGAGUGAGUAUUGGAGUCACCUGUUACUCCAAACCUCCCUUUUUAUUUCUUGAGCCUGGCUUGGACCUUGGCAUUCCGUUUGAAUUCCUUCUAACUGGAACAUUUGUGUUGUAUCUGUAACACUGGCACUGAAAUAAAGACCACACGGUUAAAGAAA